This is a messenger RNA of Cuculus canorus (common cuckoo), 2620 nucleotides long. RefSeq lists its product as uncharacterized. Gene Ontology annotation, molecular function: catalytic activity. The transcript has 2 exons. Bases 1109 to 2614 code for a protein of 501 amino acids. The record is from RefSeq and is a predicted model, not a curated record. NCBI's taxonomy places the organism in Eukaryota, Metazoa, Chordata, Aves, Cuculiformes, Cuculidae.
AAGAGGAAAUUUUCAGGCAAAAAAUUGAGUGUCCAGUUCUGGAAUCCUCAACAUAAGAAGGAGAUCGAGCUGUUGGAACGGGUCCAGAGGAGGCUACAAAGAUGAUCCGAGGGCCGGAGCACCUCCCAUAUGAGGACAGACUGAGAGAGUUGGGGUUGUUCAGCCUGGAGAAGAGAAGGCUCCGAGGAGACCUUAGAGCAGCUUCCAGUACUGAAAGGGGCUCCAGGAAAGCUGGGGAGGGACUUUUUUAAAGGCAUGGAGUGAUAGGACGAGGUGCGAUGGGUACAAACUGGAGAGGGGCAGAUUUAGACCAGACAUAAGGAGGAAUUUCUUCAUGAUGAUGUUAGGGAGGCCCUGGCUGAGGUUGCCCAGAGCAGUGGUGGCUGCCCUAUCCCUGGAGGUGUUCAAGGCCAGGUUGGACGGGCUUGGAGCCCCUGGUCCAGUGGGAGGUGUCCCUGCCUAUGGCAGGAGGUGGAACUGGAUGGGCUUUAAGGUCCCUUCCAACCCAAACUAUUCUACGAUUCUUAUAUUGAGGAUUCCAGAACUGGAAGUAGGACUCCAGGUGGGGUCUCACAAGAGAGGAAUAGAAGGGCAGAAUCCUCCUCAACAAGCCUCAGGAGGACCAGGAGGACUCCUGGUGUGAGGAGAGAGGCUUUGGCUUCUUUGAUCAUGAGGUGACCCACCCACCCCCAGGUUUCUUACUAGGGAUGGGUCAUACUUGUCUCCAAGGGGGACUAAAGUUAUCUCUAAAAAUCUAGUUAGGCUCUUAAAUAGAGCUUUAAACUAGAUGUGAAGGGGGAAGGGGAGGAGACCAGGCUAGUUGGGAAUGAGCCUGGAAGUGGGAAACCGGCGGCUGAGAAAUGGUGUGCUGGAGAGGACCACCAGUACACCACAACAGGGCAAGUGAGGGCGAGUACAAGUGGGGACAGUAAGGAUGAAACUGGGUCUGUGGAAUUAGUUAUUCCAAGGACCAGUCAAUCGAGAAUAAACUCUCUUCCCUUUACGAGGGCUGAAGGUUCAUCAGCCCAGCUGAAGUGCAUUUACACCAAUGCACGCAGCAUGGGCAAUAAGAAGGAUGAGCUGGAAGCUGUUGUAGGGCGAGGUGACUAUGAUGUCAUUGCCAUCACAGAAACGUGGUGGGAUGACUCACAUAACUGGAGUACAGCUACGGGGGGGGUAUAAACUCUUCAGGUGGGACAGGAAGGGUAGGAAAGGAGGCGGGGUAGCCCUCUAUGUUAAAGAGUGCUUUGAUACUCUUGAACUGGAUUACGGUGAGGAUGGGAUCGAGUGCCUAUGGGUUAAAAUCAGAGGAGCCCACAAGAAGGGGGACUUUGUGAUAGGAGUCUGUUACAGACCACCCAGCCAAGAAGAAGCAGCUGAUGAGCUCUUCUAUAAACAGCUGGGGACAGUCUCUAAAUCUCUGCCUCUUGUCCUUGUGGGUGACUUUAACUUUCCGGAUGUCUGCUGGGAGUACAAUACAGCAGAAAGGAAACAGUCUAGGAGGUUCCUAGAGUGCAUGGAAGACAACUCCCUCGCACAACUGGUUAGUGAACCAACAAGGGAGGGUGCCUUCCUAGACCUGCUGUUUGUGAAUAGAGAAGGUCUUGUUGGGGAUUUGACGGUUGGAGGAUGCCUGGGAUUAAGUGAUCAUGAGAUGAUAGGGUUUUCAGUUCUAGGUGGGAUAAAGAAGGGGGUUAGCAAAACAGUCACAUUAAACUUCCAGAGGGCAGACUUUGGCCUGUUCAGAAGGUUGAUUAGCAAAGUCCUGUGGGAAACAGUCCUUCAGGGCAAGGGAGCCCAUGAGGGCUGGGCGCUCUUGAAAAGUGAAAUCCUAGCAGCUCAAGAGCAGGCCAUCCCUGUGUUCCGGAAAAGGAGCCGGCGGGGGGAAAAGCCAGCUUGGUGGAGCAGGGAGAUCUCAAGAUGUGUCAAUAAUAAGAAGAAGCUCUAUGUGCUUUGGAGGAAAGGACAGGCAUCUUGGGUGGACUACAGGGAGGAAGUGAGAUCGUGCAGGGAAAAAAUCAGGAGGGCCAAGGCCCAACUAGAAAUAAAACUCGCUAAGUCUGUGAAAGACAACAAAAAGUCUUUCUACAAAUACAUUAACAGGAAAAGGAGGAUGAGGGAGAAUAUCCAGUCUCUAUUGGAUGCAGAAGGAAUAACAGUGACAGGGGAUAAGGACAAGGCUGAGGUACUUAAUGCCUUCUUCGCCUCAGCCUUUAAUAGCAAAGAAAGUUCUUCCUUCUGUUUACAAAUCCAAGAGUUAGAGGGGCAGAAUGAGGCUCCCGUGAUCCAAGAGGAGGCGGUUAGAGACUUGCUUGCCCAGCUAGACGCCCACACGUCUAUGGGGCCGGAUGGGAUCCACCCAAGAGUAUUGAAGGAGCUGGCGGAUGUCCUUUCCAAACCCCUAUCCAUCAUCUUCCAGAGGUCCUGGCUGACUGGGGAAGUUCCACUGGACUGGAGGCUGGCUGAUGUUGUACCCAUAUACAAGAAGGGUUGCAGAGAGGAUCCGGGGAACUACAGGCCUGUCAGUCUCACCUCAGUGCCGGGGAAAGUCAUGGAACAGAAAUGCAGGGCAGGUGGGAUGCAAGGAGGACACCCCUCAAGGAUGGAAAAAUGAGCUACG